Molecule: messenger RNA, 1943 nt
Organism: Electrophorus electricus (electric eel)
Lineage: Eukaryota; Metazoa; Chordata; Actinopteri; Gymnotiformes; Gymnotidae
Gene: ccn1l1
Product: cellular communication network factor 1, like 1
Biological process (GO): signal transduction; cell adhesion; positive regulation of cell differentiation
Cellular component (GO): extracellular region
Molecular function (GO): integrin binding; heparin binding
Source: RefSeq, a predicted model, not a curated record
CAGUACUACCAGCAUUUCACACAUUCUCUUCUACCUACACACACAUGGACUUGCACACAGGCACACACUACCACAUGCACCAAGCGCUGGACGACGGAUUACAGGAAUACAGUGCAAGGAAACUUGCCAAGCUGUUUUGAGCAAAAAAGGAAGUGGAAGAAUUUAAAUCAGAAAAGCUGAGAGAGCAGUGUUUUCCCUGCUUCAUCACUGACACAUAUCAUCACCGGCUCCUUCAAACUGUGGCUGAACAACUAGACUCCACCAUUCAAUUUCUCUUUAAGCAAUUCAAAUCUGGCUGACAUGUGGAACUUCAAGAUGAUUUUAAAUCAGGCGAGUCUCCUCACCCUAUUGCUCUUGUCCUGGUCUAUGCUAAAGGUCCAUGGCGUGUGUCCGUGGAAGUGCUCGUGCCCCGUGUCUCCCCCCUCGUGCCCGCCUGGCAUCAGCUCCGUGCUGGACUCCUGCGGCUGCUGCCGGGUGUGCGCCAGGCAGUUCAACCAGGACUGCAGCGCCGCGGAGCCCUGCGACCACAUCAAGGGGCUGCGCUGCCACCUAGGGGCGGGAGGAGACCCUGAAAGAGGCCUCUGUCGAGCGGAAGCUCAAGGUCGACCCUGCGAACUGGACGGGCGGGUCUAUCAACAUGGCGAAGACUUCCAGCCCAGUUGCGAGCAUCGCUGCAGCUGUGUAGACGGGGUUGUGGGCUGCGUCCCUCUCUGCCCGCAUCAUGUGCCACUACCCGAGUGGCGCUGCUCCAGGCCCCGCCUUGUCACGCCGCAGGGUCGCUGCUGUCAAGAGUGGGUCUGCGACGAUGACAACCGCAUCGCUGAAGACGACAUAACCCACGUUGAUGAGCACAUUGACCUAGGUAGUAACGAGCUGCUGGCAUCAACACCUUGGGACAGCAGCGCAUCAGCGCCCUAUCAAGACUGGAUUUCCUUUUCUCAGUCCCAUGUCCUUGUUCCGUCUGGCUGCUUCCUGCAGACCACUGAUUGGUCGUCCUGCUCGGCUACCUGUGGGAUGGGUGUGUCCAGCAGGGUAACCAAUAGCAACGCCGAGUGUCGGCUAGUCAGGGAGACGCGCCUGUGUCAGAUUCGCGAGUGUGGAGGCAGCAUAGCAUCAUCACUCAAGAAAGGGAAAAAGUGUCAAAGAACCACGCGGCCACGCAAGUCUGCCCCAAUCGACUUCGCCGGCUGUUCCACCACGCGCCGUUACCGGCCACGUUCUUGCGGCUCUUGUACUGACGGCCGCUGCUGCGUGCCGUCGCUCACCCGCACAAUUCGCAUGCGCUUCCGCUGCUCACAAGGAGACGGCUUCACGCGCAACGUCAUGUGGAUCGAGCAAUGCAGCUGCGGUAAGAAGUGCCGCAGUGAAGUACGCGCAUGGCCGCCAGAAUCCUUCAGUUUACCCAACGACAUACACACGUUCACACACUGACUUGAAAUCCACUCAAGUUUCCUAGACGAACUUCUCUACCACAAAACUUAUUCACAUGUACAUUUAGGUCUACUUCAGACAUUAUCCUCAUCUUGCUUUUUAGACUUACAGUAGUGAAACGGUUGAGUCAUUGUAUGUUCAAGGGAAGUGUAGUUAUACAAAUGAUGCACUUCACAAGUUAUGCCGUGAAACUUUUAUCAGAUGACAGGCCACAGUUCUAUGCUAAAAGACAUAUAAGCUAUAUGUAUUAUAUUUGUAUUAUUUAUUAUGCUACAAGACACAUUAUUAUACAAUUGGUUAAAACUCUAACUUAUUUAUACAUUCUUAAUUACAAAAGUAUAUGAAAACAUCUUAAUAUCAUAAAUGUACUGUAAAAAUUGUAAAUAUGCCAUGUACAGAUUUCAUAUCAGUGUCUCAUAUCAUAUUUGUAUAGGCUUCACCUAUGAUGGAGUUUCAUUUUAACACCACCUCUAUUUUUGAGGUAAAUCUAAAAUUGUUAACACUAAUAUUUU